Molecule: messenger RNA, 1778 nt
Organism: Cantharellus anzutake
Lineage: Eukaryota; Fungi; Basidiomycota; Agaricomycetes; Cantharellales; Hydnaceae
Product: kinase-like domain-containing protein
Exons: 8
Coding region: 238-1743 (501 amino acids)
Biological process (GO): protein phosphorylation
Molecular function (GO): protein kinase activity; ATP binding
Source: RefSeq, a predicted model, not a curated record
CUCAAUUGGGUAUACAAUGCAAACAGUGCAACACCCAGUUUCCGAAAAGGUCAAACACAGGAGAUGCACCGGGCUUCCAGCUCCCUAAGUCAUACCGAGAACUCAUAUCGCCGAAGAUGACCAGUUGCCCGAAGUCCAUCCCACCUCACUCUCCCAUGGCACUUGGUUUGGGGUUAGGGUCUCAAUAAAACAGUUUCCGAAUAAUACAGCUCAUGAGGCGAGUAAAAUCCCGCUCUCAUGGUUUUGACACAGUCGCAAAUACCUGCAUUGUUCCAAUCGUCCCAGAAAUUAUGCCCUCUUGUCACAAUGUGGUCAAAUGCAAAACAUGCUAACAUCCUCACUGCGUUUGGGAUAUCUCCCAGUGAUGCUAGCCCUUUAUUUGUGGUUACAGAGCAUCUGGAAAAUGGGGACAUAUCUCAGUAUAUUUCCCGAAAUCCAAACGCAGACCGGACUAGGCUUCUUCUAGAAGUUGCACUAGGCAUGCAGUAUCUCCACGAGAAUGGAAUUGUUCACGGGGGUCUGAAGCCUUCGAAUAUCCUCGUUAAUGAGAACGGGCAAUCAUGCGUUGCUGACUGUGGCUUGAACAUGGCUGCACCCAGUGCCAAUCCCUAUUCUCACCAUUAUUACAGCCCAGCGGCUUGGAAGGCUAUUUUCACGCGCCCUUCAGAUGUAUAUGCGUUUGCCAUGUGUGCGUUCGACGUGCUUACGAGUACACGUCCAUGGGGGAAUUUGGAAUAUGACCGCAUCUAUCAGCUCGUAAUAGAAGAGGAUGAACGACCAGAUCGACCCGAACCAGACGUAGAUGGCAAUGUGCUUAUUCCUGACAAUAUAUGGAGCCUCCUAACCAAAGCGUGGGCGAAAGAAGAGAGGGCUCGUCCGGACUUUGCUAGCCUUGCAUCUGCGUGGCCAGUUAUUGAUGUGGCGGAUGAGUCUUGUUCACAUAGCAAUGGAGUAUCAGCACGGCAAAUUCAUGAAGAUCCCCCUUUAACAAGUGCUUCGGGUUUGAGGGGCGUUACAUCUCUUCACUUUUCCCCCACUUCAACUUCUAGUCAAGGUCCUAGGCCAAUGCCACCGAACGAAAAUCCUUCUAGAACGACUGCGCGUCGGCAUUUCAGCGAGGGGAACAUCACUCCGCACCGACCUGCUACCUCGCCGAGACCCUCUAAUCCACGUCGCGUUGUUUCAGAAAGGGUUGCACCAACGCACAACAGAUCAACCUCAAAUGCUGCACUCCAAUCGUUCGGUCAAGCUAUUUCACGUACGGGACAAUUCUACCGCCGUCCCAAUACCGCGAACGGGACUGGCCUUGUUCCGGUUUCCGAGUCAAUGGAACCUCAGCCCAUCGAGCCGCAGCUGACACCAUACACGACGAGUCGACGGAACACUGCGGGGGGGAGCUCGCGUGGGACAAGCUCCAGAAGUGCAGGAUCGGUUGACGGUGGGACCCCGAGGAGUCGGUCUGACUCACACCCGACCUCUCUUGCCAAAGGAAACAGUCCAUUAGAGAUCGUGGAAGAGUUUAACGCCGAGCUUAAUAAUAACAAUGGGGACUCGACAAGACUGAAUGACUUACUAAUUCAAAUGCAAGGGAUAGCAACCUCAUCGGACAAGAAUGCUCAUAUGCUGGCCACUGCCACUGUUGUGGAUAGCCUAAUCACUCUUCUUCGACAGCGUUCUAGCGAUCAGGGCGAUCAUACCAUUGUUUUGAUAACCCUUGGAGUUUUAGCGUGCGUGAUACUAUGAUACCCCCCUUCACAUAAUGAAUGUUAUUGUCCCCA